Molecule: messenger RNA, 639 nt
Organism: Closterium sp. NIES-67
Lineage: Eukaryota; Viridiplantae; Streptophyta; Zygnematophyceae; Desmidiales; Closteriaceae
Source: the annotation of a GenBank genome assembly
AUUCCUAUGACACAUGGGAUCAACGGAAAUCUGGGUACCCAAUUACCCUCCUUUGCGCCAAUUACUACUCUAAGAAUACCACGAUGUUCUAUAUGCGGGACACUUCAGAAGCAACAAAACGCUCACCGGUAUUGCAAAGCACUACUACUGGCCCCACAUGGCAGACAACGUCCAGCAAUUUGUCACCUCGUGUACGACAUGUCAACGGAUGAAGAGCAGCAAGCAGAAACAGGCAGGACUGCUACAGCCUCUUCCUCUCCAGAAAAGCCAUGGCAAGUGGUUCGCCUGGAUUUCAUAACCGGGUUACCAACUAUCACAGGCGGUCAUGACGCAAUCCUCGUCGUCAUCGACAAAUUCUCCGAAAUGUGACACUUCAUCUCGACACACACGACAGCAUGAGAGAGCGAAUAAUGACGGAGAUGAGGGUAGUAUGGCUGAUAGUAGGGGAGAUGAGGUUAAUAACAGUGAGUGUGACAAUAGUGAAGGGGAGGGCGGAGGAGAAGAGCAUGAUGACAAGUCUGCUACAGUUGCUGCAGGCAGUGAGAGCAGUUAUGGAGGAGGAGGUGUGGGGGGGGAUUCGAGACCUGGUGGGGCUGAUGUCGGCAGUGACAGCAAAACAAAUAGUGGAAGAGGUGUUGA